GGGGAGGAUGGUGAGGGGUUCGGGGCGUGGAUUUGCUCUGGGAUUGCGGUGAUUCCGGGCUGUUCCGGGUGUGUAAGGGAGGAGACGGAUCCACGCAUCAUCAUCGGCCGCCGCCGCAGCAGCACCGGGUGGACGCGGGACGGAGCUGCUCCAUGCUGGGGCUGGACUGACACGCCGACACCGUGUGAUAACACCGAGGAAAAUGAUGUGCGCAGCAACCGCACCCCCUCCUCCACCCCCGGCUGCUACCUCGGGACCCGGGGGCAACGGCUUGUUCCCUGUGCCCCCGGCUUCCUGCAUGGCGCCAAUCAAUAUGUCUGGGGGCCAGGACGUCACCCCGGCUCCGCAGUCUGACUGCAGAAGCCGCUACCAGCUGCUGCUCUCCGGGAAGGCCCUGGCCGAGCGCUACCGGCAGAUCUACACGGCUGCGGUGAAUGACAGAGACCAGCAGGCUGGACAGAGCGCCAGUCCGGCAGAGCGAAAUAAGAAAAUUCUUAGCAAGAAGAAACUAAAACGGAAGCAGAAGGCCAAAUCAAAAGGGAAAUUGCGAAGCAAGGCUGACAACCUGGAAAAUGCUCUUUUCAUACCCGACCUCAAGCUCUACAGUAACCCUUCAGCAUUCAAUGUUUAUUGCAAUGUCCGUCACUGUGUCUUGGAAUGGCAGAGGAAAGAAACCUCCGUUUUAUUAUCCUCAAAGAACUCUGUGCAGAGUGGGGAGUCAGACAGCGAUGAAGAGGAGGAAUCCAAAGAGCCACCUACUAAGCUUCCAAAGAUAAUUGAAAUUGGUUUAUGUGAAGUGUUUGAAUUGAUAAAGGAGACACGCUUUUCUCACCCGUCACUGUGUUUGAGGAGCUUGCAAGCUCUCCUCAAUAUACUACAGGGUCAGCAGCCAGAGGGACUCCAGUCCGAACCCCCUGAAGUGUUGGAAUCUCUUCUUCAGCUUAUUCUGGAAAUCACUGUUCGUAGUACAGGAGCCAAUGACACCACCGGACAGUCGCUAACUGCACUUUCCUGUGCCUGCCUAUUCAGUCUGGUGGUAGCAUGGGGAGAAACAGGAAAAACUCUUCAAGCCAUCUCGGCUAUUCUUACCAACAAUGGCAGCCAUGCAUGCCAAACAAUUCAGGUGCCAAUCAUCUUGAACUCUCUGCAGCGGAGUGUUCAAGCGGUUCUGGUGGGUAAAAUUCAGAUCCAGGACUGGUUUACAAGUGGGAUUAAAAAGGCUUCCUUGAUGCAAAAAUGGUCUCUGAAAGAUAUCCCAGUCGUUGAAGAUGAUCAGUGCCUCCUUCAGAGCGAUGGCUUUUUCCUCUAUCUUUUAUGCAAAGAUGGCCUUUACAAAAUUGGUUCUGGAUACAGCGGGACAGUAAGGGGCCACAUAUACAAUUCCACAUCCCGCAUCAAGAGCAGAAGAGAGAAGUCGUCUUGGUUAGGUUAUGCUCAGGGUUAUUUGCUCUACAGAGAUGUGAGCAAUCACAGUAUGACAGCCAUAAAGAUUAACCCAGAGACUUUGGAACAGGAUGGAACGGUAACUGUGCCAGAUUGUAAUGCUGAUGGCCAGAACAUACUCUUUACUGACGGGGAGUUUGUCAACCAAAUCGCUGCUUCUAAAGAGGAUGGAUUUGUUGUUCGAAUAUUUGCUACCAGCACAGAGCCUGUUUUACAGCAAGAGUUACAACUUAAACUGGCUCGGAAAUGUUUGCAUGCCUGUGGCAUUUCGCUCUUCGAUUUGGAGAAAGAUUUGCACAUCAUAAGCACUGGCUUUGAUGAAGAAUUGGCUGUUCUGGGCGCAGGAAGAGAGUUUGCUCUGAUGAAAACAUCUAGUGGAAAGGUUUAUUACACUGGCAAAUAUCAGAGCCUAGGCAUCAAGCAAGGUGGUCCCUCUUCUGGGAAGUGGGUGGAACUUCCAAUAACAAAAUCUCCAAAGAUUGUCCAGUUCUCUGUUGGUCACGAUGGUUCUCAUGCCUUACUCUCUGCUGAUGAUGGGAGUGUAUUUUUCACUGGCACAGCAAGUAAAGGGGAAGAUGGCGAAUCAACAAAGAGCAGGAGACAGUCUAAACCAUACAAACCUAAGAAAAUGAUCAAAAUGGAAGGUAAAUUUGUUGUGAGCACAGCGUGCAAUAAUGGGAGCAGUUCAGUCCUUACCAAGGAUGGUGAGCUGUAUAUGUUCGGGAAAGAUGCCAUCUAUGCUGACAACUCAAACUUGGUAACAGACCUGAAAGGACAUGUAGUUACACAAGUAGCCAUGGGAAAAGCUCACACUUGUGUGUUGACUAAGAAAGGAGAGGUAUGGACUUUUGGUGUAAAUAACAAGGGACAGUGUGGAAGAGAUACUGGAGCUUUGAGCCAAGGAGCAAAAGGAUUUGGGGUCGAGAACAUGGCAACAGCCAUGGAUGAAGACCUGGAGGAAGAGCUGGAUGAGAAGGAUGAUAAAUCUUUAAUGUGCCCCCCUCGAAUGCAUAAAUGGAAGUUGGAACAUUGCAUGGUUUGCACUGUCUGUGGAGACUGCACUGGAUAUGGAGCCAGCUGUGUUAGCAGUGGACGCCCGGACCGUGUUCCAGGAGGAGUUUGUGGUUGUGGUUCUGGAGAGUCAGGCUGCGCAGUAUGUGGAUGUUGCAAAGCUUGUGCUCGAGAACUGGAUGGACAUGAAGCACGGCAAAGAGGAAUUCUAGAUGCAGUGAAAGAGAUGAUACCUUUAGACCUGCUCCUAGCUGUGCCAGUGCCAGGGGUUAACAUUGAUGAACACCUUCAGUUACGUCAGGAUGACAAGAGACAGAGGGUCAACAGGAGACACCGGAUAGAUGAUGGGAGAGGCCCCUUUGUAUUUCCUGGUGCUAAUUUUAUGAACCAACGAGAGCAGGCUCUAGCCAGACUAAGAGCUCUACCAGCACAGCUAAAGAUUAAGCGGGACAAGAAAAAAGAUGAGAGCAGAGAACAAGGAGAGAAGGAUGCCAGCAAAAUCACCACUUACCCUCCUGGGACAGUUCGGUUUGAUAGCGAGCUCAGGGCUGUUCAGGUCAGCUGUGGCUUCCACCAUUCAGUGGUUUUAAUGGAAAAUGGUGACGUGUAUACUUUUGGAUAUGGUCAACACGGGCAGCUUGGGCAUGGUGAUGUGAGUUGCAGGGGCUGUCCAACGCUAGUACAAGCACUGCCAUGCCCAAGUACACAGGUCACGGCUGGAAGCAAUCACACCGCUGUCCUCUUGCAGGAUGGACAAGUAUUCACCUUUGGAAGCUUCUCUAAAGGACAGCUAGGAAGACCUAUUUUAGACAUGCCUUACUGGAAUGCAAAGCCAGCCCCCAUGCCGAACAUUGGCUCGAAAUAUGGAAGGAAAGCAACAUGGGUUGGGGCAAGUGGAGACCAGACCUUCCUGCGGAUUGAUGAAGCACUUAUCAACUCACAUGUUUUAGCUACAUCAGAGAUAUUUGCAAGUCGGCACAUAAUAGGUCUUGUGCCAGCAUCUAUGAGUGAACCUCCUCCAUUUAAAUGUCUUCUCAUCAAUAAAGUGGAUGGAAGCUGUGCUACAUUCAAUGAUUCUGAACAAGAAGAUCUGCAAGGGUUUGGAGUUUGUUUGGAUCCAGUCCAUGAUGUUAUUUGGAGAUUUCAGGCCAGCACCAGAGAGCUGUGGUGUUAUAAUGCUGUCAUAGCAGACUCCAGGCUUCCAUCAGCCCCUGACAUGCAGUUAAGAUGUAGCAUACUUAGUCCAGAGCUGGCACUCCCAACAGGCCAGAAAGCUGUAACUACUCGAUCACACGCAGCUUUGCAUAUACUAGGCUGUCUUGACACUCUGGCUACAAUGCAGGACUUGAAAAUGGGAGUCUCAAGUACUGAAGAGGAAACUCAGUCUGUGUUGAAAGUUUAUUCCAAGGAGGACUACAGCGUUGUAAACCGAUUUGAGAGCCAUGGAGGUGGCUGGGGGUACUCGGCACAUUCAGUGGAAGCGAUUCGAUUCAGUGCUGACACAGACAUCCUACUUGGAGGGCUGGGUCUCUUUGGAGGCAGAGGGGAGUACACUGCCAAAAUAAAGCUGUUUGAAUUGGGGUCAGAUGGAGGUGAUCAUGAAACAGACGGAGACCUUCUUGCUGAAACUGAUGUUCUUGCAUAUGAUUGCGCAGCCAGAGAGAAAUAUGCAAUGAUGUUUGAUGAGCCUGUACUUCUACAAGCUGGCUGGUGGUAUGUGGCAUGGGCUCGUGUGUCUGGACCUAGCAGCGACUGUGGAUCUCACGGACAAGCUUCAAUAACAACAGAUGAUGGUGUUGUUUUUCAGUUCAAAAGCUCAAAGAAGUCAAAUAAUGGCACAGAUGUCAAUGCAGGCCAAAUACCACAGCUGCUGUACAGAUUGCCUACAAGUGAUGGAAGUGCCACUAAAGGAAAGCAGCAAGUCAGCGAACCAGUUCAUAUCUUGAAACGCUCAUUUGCCAGAACUGUUUCAGUGGAAUGUUUUGAAUCCUUACUGAGCAUUUUGCACUGGAGUUGGACCACUCUGGUUCUUGGGGUGGAAGAGCUCAGAGGGCUGAAAGGAUUCCAGUACACAGCGACUCUACUGGAUUUGGAAAGACUGCGUUUUGUGGGUACCUGCUGUUUGCGGUUGUUGAGAGUCUACACAUGUGAAAUAUACCCUAUAGCAGCUUCCACUAAGGCUGUUGUAGAAGAGACAACCAAACUAGCUGAGUGCAUUGGAAAAACCAGGACAUUGCUUAGAAAAAUCCUUUCUGAAGGUGUGGACAACUGCAUGACAAAACUGGAUAAUGACCCUCAAGGAUAUCUCAGCCAGCCAUUAAGUCUGCUUGAAGCUGUACUGCAAGAGUGUCAUAACACCUUUACAGCUUGUUUCCACUCUUUUUAUCCCACUCCUGCACUCCAGUGGGCAUGUUUGUGCGACUUGCUCAACUGUUUGGAUCAGGACAUCCAGGAAGCAAAUUUCAAGACUUCAAGCAGUCGCCUGCUAGCAGCAGUUAUGUCUGCUCUGUGUCACACAUCUGUGAAGCUUACUUCCAUCUUUCCUAUUGCUUAUGAUGGUGAAGUCCUACUUCGCUCCAUGGUGAAACAAGUCAGCACAGAAAAUGACACUGCACUGGCUCACCGCUUCCCUCUACUUGUGUCAGCAAUGGAGAAACUCAGUCAGAGCGAGGAGAAUGUUUCUGGAAUGACCAGCUUCCGGGAGGUUCUGGAAAAGAUGUUAGUCAUUGUUGUGCUGCCUGUAAGGAACAGCUUACGCAGGGAAUAUGAACUCUUUUCUUCACACCUGGUAUCCAACACAUGUGGUCUCCUGGCUAGUAUUGUCAGUGAACUGACAGCAUCUGCUCUUGGAUCGGAGGUCGAUGGCUUAAAUUCUCUCCAUUCAGUCAAGUCCAGUCCUAAUCGCUUCACGAAAACAAGCCAAGGUAGAAGUUGGAAUACUGGGAAUGGAUCUCCUGAUGCAAUCUGCUUCUCGGUUGACAAACUUGGGGUUGUCGUUGUCGGAUUCUGUGUCUAUGGAGGAGGUGGAAUCCACGAGUAUGAGCUGGAAGUUCUGGUAGAUGAUAGUGACCAUUCUGCUGAUGCAGGCCACUCUCAUAGAUGGACAUCACUUGAGCUUGUGAAGGGCACUUACACCACAGAUGAUUCACCAAGUGAUAUUGCUGAAAUUAGGCUGGACAAAGCCGUGCCACUAAAGGAGAACACUAAGUAUGCAGUGCGUUUGAGGAAUUAUGGAAGUCGCACAGCUAAUGGGGAUGGUGGAAUGACCACUGUUCAAUGCCCUGAUGGGGUGACCUUUACGUUCAGCUCCUGCAGUUUGAGCAGUAAUGGUACAAACCAAACCAGAGGACAAACCCCUCAAGUAUUAUACUACAGGAGUGAAUAUGAUGGAGACCUGCAGUCGCAGCUUUUGAGCAAAGCCAAUGAGGAAGACAAAAACUGCAGCCGGUCCCUCUCGGUGGUAAAUGCUGUAACCAGAGCUGCUAAAGACCUACUGCACAGAGCACUUGCUGUUGAUGCUGAUGACAUUCCAGAACUGCUUAGUUCCUCCAGUCUCUUUUCUAUGCUGCUUCCCCUGUUAAUAGCUUACAUUGGACCAGUAGCAGCUGCUAUCCCAAAGGCUGCUGUUGAAGUAUUUGGUCUCGUGCAGCAGUUGCUCCCAUCAGUCGCCAUUUUGAACCAAAAAUAUGCCCCUCCCCUCUUUAAUCCAAACCAAUCAACUGACAGCACAACUGGCAAUCAGCCUGAGCAGCUCUCUGCAUGUACUACCUCCAGUCACUAUGCUGUGGUGGAAAGUGAGCACCCGUACAAGGCAGCCAGUGUGAUGCAGUAUAAGGUUUCUCUCCCUGAAUGUGUGAGGUGGAUAUCUGUGGAAUUUGACCCUCAGUGUGGCACUGCGCAGCCAGAAGAUGUUUUGCGUCUGUUGAUCCCAGGCCGGAAUGCACAUAUCUCAGGUUUUGGACCAAAGCUUCCUAUUCAUGAAAGCCUUAACUCCUGGGUUGAGCUCAAGAAGUUUUCUGGCUCCUCUGGGUGGCCAACUGCUGUCUUAAUAUUACCAGGCAAUGAGGCUAUGUUUUCACUCGAAACUGCAUCAGACUAUGUUAAAGAUGAAAAGGCUUCUUUUUAUGGCUUCAAGUGUUUUGCCAUUGGUUAUGAAUUUAGCGCAGGACUUGAUGAGGGGAUUAUCCAGCUGGAGAAAGAACUUGCCAACCUAGGAGGCAUAUGUGCUGCCGCUUUAAUGAAGAAAGAUUUGGCUCUCCCCAUUGGUAGUGAAUUGGAAGAAGAUUUGGAGAUUGUUGAAGAGGCUGCAUUGCAGGUGUGCAAAACUCAUUCUGGGAUUUUAGGAAAAGGCCUUGCUCUGUCUCAUUCUCCAACCAUACUGGAAGCUCUAGAAGGAAACCUUCCCUUGCAGAUUCAAAGCAACGAGCAGUCUUUUCUAGAGGAUUUCAUCACUUGUGUGCCUGGGUCUAGUGGUGGACGUUUGGCAAGGUGGCUUCAACCAGAUUCAUAUGCUGAUCCACAGAAGACUUCCCUAAUCCUUAAUAAAGAUGAUAUUAGAUGUGGCUGGCCCACUACUAUAACUGUACAGACAAAGGAUCAGUAUGGUGAUGUUGUUCAUGUGCCAAACAUGAAGGUGGAGGUGAAAGCAGUUCCCGUUUCACAAAAGAAGACCUCUCUUCAACAAGAGCAGGUGAAAAAACUUCCUCGUAUCCCAGGCAGUCCAUCAACCUCCGCGUCUUCAGGCUCUGAUAUGACUUUUGGCGGCCUUUCUGCACCUAAGCUUGAAGCUUCCUAUGAACCAAUGAUUGUAAAAGAAGCACGUUACAUUGCCAUUACCAUGAUGAAGGCAUAUGAAAACUACUCAUUUGAAGAACUCCGUUACGCCUCGCCUAUGCCCAAACGGCCAAGUGAGAACAUGUUAAUAAGAGUCAACAAUGAUGGCACGUACUGUGCAAACUGGACUCCUGGAGCGGUUGGCCUUUACACCAUACAUGUUACUAUAGAUGGAAUAGAAAUUGACGCUGGGUUGGAAGUUAAAGUAAAGGACCCACCCAAAGGCAUGAUUCCACCUGGAACUCAGUUGGUAAAACCAAAAGCGGAACCACAGCCGAAUAAGGUCCGCAAAUUUGUGGCCAAGGACAGUGCAGGGCUUCGUAUUCGUAGCCACCCUUCCCUUCAGAGUGAGCAGAUAGGCAUAGUGAAAGUCAAUGGAACCAUCGCUUUUGUUGACGAGAUCCACAAUGAUGAUGGUGUGUGGCUUAGACUGAAUGAUGAGACAAUAAAGAAGUAUGUUCCUAACAUGAAUGGUUACAAUGAAGCUUGGUGCCUGUCAUUUAAUCAGCAUCUUGGCAAAAGUCUGCUGGCUCCUGUUGAUGAGCAGGUAGCAAAUGCGGAGGAUUUGUUGAAAGACUUCAACGUGCGUUGCACACAGGAAAUGACAAUGCGAGAGCAUGACGUCCCGAUACUCAGGGGCGGACCUGGAUUCUACAAGGUAGUGAAGACUGGGCCCUCUGGUCACAACAUCAGAAGCUGCCCAAACCUAAGAGGUAUCCCAAUUGGAAUGUUAGUACUGGGAAACAAAGUCAAGGCUGUGGGCGAGGUGGUCAGUUCUGAAGGUACAUGGGUUCAGUUGGAUAAAAACAGCAUGGUAGAGUUCUGUGAGAAUGAUGAGGGUGAAGCUUGGUCCUUGGCUAGAGACGCUGGUGACAAUCAAUAUCUUCGUCAUGAGGAUGAGCAAAUUUUAGAUCAGGGUUCUCAGACUCCACCUCCAAGCCCGUUUUCCAUUCAGAUUUUCCGUCGCACUGCAAGUGGAACCAUCGUGCCAGGAUUUGACUAUGGCCUUGGAAAUAAUAAAGAUGAAAGGGGACAAUUUUCUGUUGCUGCCGCCAAGCCGACUCCUACAACAAGCAAAUCAGACUUUCCUUUAAAGAAAGUUGAAAGCAAGUCAUCCAAGCCAGAUGGAAGAGCAAGCCGCUCUAAUGCUGAUCAGAAGAAACCACGAAAUAAUGAAGGGCUCACAGCCAGUGAAUCUCUUCUCCUUAAGUCAGAUGCUGCAAAACUCAGAUCAGAUUCCCACAGCCGAUCUUUAUCACCAAACCACAACACUCUACAAAUUCUGAAGUCUGAUGGAAAAUCAUCUGGCCUGAGAUCUGAAUCUCCUGGCCCUGGCUCACGUUCCACAUCACCAAAGCCAAAGACUGUGCCUGCCGGAAAGAAUAACGUGUCCAGUGCAGGUGCUUCACGCUCUGCAUCUCCACAGGAGAAAAACCUACCUCAAAAAGCUGCCACUCCUGCAAAGACCAAACUUGAACUACCACGGGAAAGAUCCAAGUCAGAUUCCUAUACUCUGGAUCCUGAUACACUACGCAAAAAGAAGGUACCAUUCACAGAACCGUUAAGGGGGCGAUCCACUUCACCCAAACCGAAAAUUACUGCGAAGGAUGGUAAACCUUCGGGUGGUAGUGAAAACAGAGCUCCAUCUCCACAUGUUGUCCAAGAAAAUCUACACAGUGAGGUAGUUGAAGUUUGUUCUUCAAGUACAUUAAAGACCAACAGCACUACUGACGGCACAUGCGAGGACAAUACUGAGGUAAAUAGUAUUGAUGAUGGUGCAUGCAAAGUUCAUUUUAGCAUUGGAAAAGCACCACAAAAGGAAGAGCAAGACACUCGGUCAUCUCCCAAAGUAAGCCGUAAGAGUGCUGGGAGGCAUGUUCGGCCCAAAAAGGAAAAAACAAACUUUCUUUUUAAAGAUGGUUCAAGGUCUGACCCAACAAAGGAAGCAAUGUCCCCAUCUGUGGCUGAAUGUGCAAGAGCAGUGUUUGCAGCUUUUCUUUGGCAUGAAGGUAUAGUUCAUGAUGCUAUGGCUUGUUCCUCUUUUUUGAAAUUUAAUCCAGACCUGUCCAAAGAGCAUGCACCCAUUAGAAGCAGUCUUAACAGUCAACAGCCUACAGAGGAAAAAGAAGUCAAGUUAAAAAACAGGCACUCCAUAGAAAUAUCAUCUGCUCUUAACAUGUUUCAUAUAUCACCACAUGGGCCAGACAUAUCAAAAAUGGCCAGUAUUAAUAAGAACAAAGUUUUGUCGAUGCUUACAGAACGGACACUUCAUGAGAAGUGCGAGGAUGCCAAGAACGAGAGUUCCCCAUUUGAGGUUUCAAACCACCAUUCCACCAAAUCCAGAGCCCUUCUUCCCUUAACACUUCAACACCUAGUGGCUUUUUGGGAGGAUAUUUCAUUAGCCACCAUAAAAGCAGCUUCCCAGAAUAUGAUUUUCCCCAGUCCUGGAUCUUGUGCUGUGUUAAAGAAAAAAGAAGGUGAGAAGGACAGCAAAAAAGCCAAAAAGGAGAAGAAGAAGAAGGAAAAGGCAGAGUCGCGGCCACGUGGUAAUCUCUUUGGUGAAAUGGCCCAACUGGCAGUAGGAGGACCAGAGAAAGACACAAUUUGUGAACUGUGCGGAGAGUCGCACCCUUAUCCAGUGACAUAUCACAUGCGGCAAGCUCACCCAGGCUGUGGAAGAUAUGCUGGUGGUCAAGGCUAUAACAGCAUAGGACACUUCUGUGGUGGAUGGGCUGGGAACUGUGGUGAUGGAGGAGUAGGUGGAAGCACAUGGUACUUAGUCUGUGACCGCUGCAGAGAGAAAUAUCUCAGAGAAAAACAAGCAGCGGUAAGGGACAAGGUAAAGCAGUCCAGAAGGAAGCCAGUACAGGUGAAAACUCCACGUGCUUUGCCUACCAUGGAAGCUCAUCAAGUGAUAAAAGCCAAUGCACUCUUCCUGUUGUCCUUGAGUAGUGCUGCAGAACCAAGCAUUCUCUGUUAUCACCCUCCCAAACCAUUCCCAUCCCAGCUACCCAGUGUGAAAGAAGGCAUCUCUGAAGAUCUGCCUCACAAGAUGCAAUGUCUCUACCUGCAAACUUUGGCAAGACAUCAUCAAGAGAACUUUGUAGGCUAUCAGGAUGACAACCUCUUCCAGGAUGAAAUGAGAUAUCUUCGCUCUACAUCAGUGCCAGCUCCUUACAUAUCAGUCACUCCUGACGCUUGUCCAAAUGUUUUUGAGGAACCAGAGAACAACAUGAAAUCGAUGCCACCCAGUUUGGAAACAAGUCCUAUUACAGAUACUGAUUCUGCUAAACGCACAGUCUUCCAAAGAUCUUAUUCAGUUGUGGCCUCCGAAUAUGACAAGCAGCAUUCAGUUCUUCAGCCACGAGUCAAAGCUAUUCCCAGGAGGAGAGUCAACAGUGGAGAUGCCGAAGUUGGGUCCUCGUUAUUGAGACACCCAUCACCAGAGCUGUCUCGCUUGAUCUCUGCUCAUAGCUCACUGUCUAAAGGAGAAAGGAAUUUCCAGUGGCCAGUUUUAGCCUUUGUUAUCCAACACCAUGAUCUUGAAGGCCUAGAGAUUGCCAUGAAACAGGCUCUUAGGAAGUCAGCUUGCAGGGUCUUUGCUAUGGAGGCUUUCAACUGGCUUCUUUGCAAUGUCAUUCAAACAACGUCUCUGCAUGACAUUUUAUGGCACUUUGUGGCAUCUCUUACACCUGCUCCACUAGAGCCAGAGGAAGAAGAGGAUGAGGAGAAUAAGGCAAAUAAAGAGAAUGCUGAACAGGAGAAAGAUACAAGAGUCUGUGAACACCCUCUUUCAGACAUUGUGAUUGCUGGUGAAGCAGCGCACCCAUUGCCUGACACGUUCCACCGUCUUCUCCAGACUAUUUCUGAUCUUAUGAUGUCACUUCCUGGGGGCAGUGCACUACAACAGAUGGCACUGAGGUGUUGGAGUCUAAAAUUCAAGCAAUCUGAUCACCAGUUUCUCCACCAGAGUAAUGUUUUUCACCACAUUAACAACAUCCUUUCGAAGUCUGAUGAUGGCGAUAGCGAAGAAAGUUUCAACAUUAGUGUGCAGUCUGGCUUUGAAGCAAUCAACCAGGAACUUUGCUUAGUUACUGCUCUUAAAGACAUGACCAGCAUUGUGGACAUUAAGACUUCUAGCAGACCAGCUAUGAUUGGAAGUUUAACAGAUGGGUCUACAGAGACAUUUUGGGAGUCAGGAGAUGAAGACAAAAAUAAAACAAAGAGCAUCACAAUAAAUUGUGUGAAAGGCAUUAAUACACGCUAUGUGUCAGUUCACGUAGAUAACUCUCGUGAUUUGGGGAACAAAGUCACUUCAUUGACCUUUUUCAGUGGGAAGACUGUGGAAGACCUGUGCAGAGUCAAGCAGGCUGAAUUGGAUUCUAGGCACAUUGGCUGGGUAACAAGUGAACUUCCUGGAGGAGAUAACCAUAUCAUCAAGAUUGAGAUGAAGGGCCCUGAGAAUACACUUAGAGUGCGGCAAAUUAAAGUGCUUGGCUGGAAAGAUGGCGAGUCAAUAAAAAUAUCUGGACAGAUUUCAGCUAGUGUAGCACAGCAAAAGAACUGCGAAUCAGAGACACUGCGUGUGUUCAGACUGAUAACAUCACAGGUAUUUGGCAAGCUGAUCUCUGGGGAUGCAGAACCAACACCAGAACAAGAGGAGAAAGCUCUGCUAUCCUCACCUGAGGGCGAGGAAAAGGUAUACCAGGCAACCUCUGAUGCAGACCUCAAGGAACACAUGGUUGGCAUCAUAUUUAGCAGGAGCAAACUCACCAACUUACAGAAACAGGUAUGUGCCCACAUAGUACAAGCAAUCAGAAUGGAGGCUACACGAGUCCGAGAAGAGUGGGAACACGCUAUUUCCAGCAAGGAAAAUGCAAAUUCCCAGCCAAAUGAUGAGGAUGCUUCAUCUGAUGCUUAUUGUUUUGAACUGCUGUCUAUGGUACUUGCACUGAGUGGGUCCAAUGUUGGAAGGCAGUAUUUAGCUCAGCAAUUGACAUUACUGCAAGAUCUCUUCCACCUGCUGCACACAGCAUCUCCUAGAGUACAGAGACAGGUAACCUCUCUGCUGCGGCGUGUCCUGCCUGAAGUGACACCAACUCGUCUUGCUAGCAUCAUUGGAGUCAAGUCUCUGCCACCAGCAGACAUCAGUGACAUUAUCCACUCUACAGAGAAAGGAGACUGGAACAAGCUGGGCAUUUUGGAUAUGUUCCUGGGAUGCAUCGCAAAGGCACUCACAGUCCAGCUGAAGGCCAAAGGAACACCAAUCACUGGCACUGCAGGGAUGAGUGCUGGAAAAGGUGUAACAACUGUCACUUUGCCAAUGAUCUUUAAUUCUAGUUACCUCAGAAGAGGUGAGAGUCACUGGUGGAUGAAAGGCUCAACUCCAACUCAGAUUUCUGAGAUCAUCAUUAAAUUGAUUAAAGAUAUGGCAGCUGGUCACCUUUCAGAGGCAUGGUCGCGGGUCACUAAAAAUGCAAUUGCAGAGACAAUCAUUGCACUGACAAAAAUGGAGGAGGAGUAUCGAUCCCCCGUACGAUGUAUUGCCACUACCAGGCUAUGGCUUGCUGUUGCAUCAUUGUGCGUGCUUGAUCAAGACCAUGUGGACCGGUUAUCUUCUGGAAGGUGGAUGGGAAAGGAUGGACAGCAAAAACAAAUGCCAAUGUGUGAUAAUCAUGAUGAUGGUGAAACUGCGGCAAUCAUUUUGUGCAAUGCCUGUGGAAACUUGUGUACAGACUGUGAUAGGUUUCUACAUCUCCAUCGGCGAACAAAAUCCCAUCAAAGACAGGUGUUCAAAGAGGAGGAAGAGGCAAUCAAAGUUGAUUUACAUGAGGGCUGUGGGAGAACUAAACUAUUCUGGUUAAUGGCUCUUGCCGACUCUAAAACCAUGAAAGCAAUGGUGGAAUUCAGAGAACAAACGGGAAAACCUGCAAGCAGCAGCUCGGAAACCUGUCGUUUCUGUGGCUCUAGAAAUGGGACAGAAUUAUCAGCUGUGGGCAGCGUGUGUUCUGAUACAGACUGCCAGGAGUAUGCAAAGUCUGCCUGCAGCAAGACCCAUUCGUGUGGGCAUCCCUGUGGAGGUGUGAAGAAUGAGGACCAUUGUUUGCCUUGCCUACAUGGUUGUGACAAAAUUGCAACAAGUCUGAAGCAGGAUGCAGAUGACAUGUGUAUGAUAUGCUUUACAGAAGCGCUCUCUGCAGCUCCUGCAAUUCAGCUUGACUGCAGCCAUGUGUUUCACUUGCAAUGCUGUAGACGGGUUCUGGAAAACCGAUGGCUGGGGCCGCGAAUCACCUUUGGAUUUAUGUCCUGUCCAAUCUGCAAGAACAAAAUCAAUCAUACAGUAUUAAAGGAUCUCCUGGAUCCAAUCAAAGAGCUUUAUGAAGACGUAAGAAGAAAAGCCUUAAUGAGGCUGGAAUAUGAAGGACUGCACAAAAGUGAUGCAAUCACGACGCCAGGAGUACGAUUUUACAAUGAUCCAGCCAGCUAUGCCAUGAAUAGAUAUGCUUACUAUGUCUGCUACAAAUGCAAAAAGGCAUAUUUUGGUGGAGAAGCCCGAUGUGAUGCAGAAGCUGGACAGGGAGAUGACUACGAUCCAAGAGAGCUGAUAUGUGGAGCGUGCUCAGAUGUGUCCAGGGCUCAGAUGUGCCCGAAACAUGGUACCGAUUUCCUAGAGUACAAAUGCCGUUACUGCUGCUCCGUGGCUGUAUUUUUCUGCUUUGGAACAACCCAUUUUUGUAAUGCCUGCCAUGAUGACUUCCAGAGGAUGACCAGCAUACUUAAAGAAGAACUUCCACAUUGUCCUGCAGGUCCAAAAGGCAAACAACUUGAAGGAACAGAGUGUCCUCUUCAUGUGGUUCACCCGCCCACAGGAGAAGAGUUUGCAUUGGGCUGUGGCGUGUGCAGAAAUGCUCACACUUUUUAA
Messenger RNA from Nanorana parkeri, 14209 nucleotides. RefSeq names its product MYC binding protein 2, E3 ubiquitin protein ligase (gene MYCBP2). The record is from RefSeq and is a predicted model, not a curated record. The transcript has 84 exons. The coding region runs from base 203 to 14209 and encodes 4668 amino acids. Gene Ontology annotation, cellular component: nucleus. Lineage: Eukaryota; Metazoa; Chordata; Amphibia; Anura; Dicroglossidae.